UACAUAUAUUUCACGUAGAACACCAUUCCCAACAAGUGCGAAGCUCGAGAUUCUAACUCCUCUUUGUUUGUUCUCUUCCAUCGCGUGCGGGCGUAUGUUAGAGCAAGCCUCCACUCCUCUCUGUAGCUAUGAUAACUCUCAUCUUCACUUCACCCCCUUCUUCCUUCACUCUGCUCUCUCUCAAGCCUCCAGUCUCCAGACUUAAUCACCAUAGUAACAUCCCGAUUAAGAGGAAGGCUUUUAAGAACAACGGAAUAUGCAGGGCGGAGUUCUCCCGGGACGCUCCGUUUGCUGUGGCUAUUGGAGCGUCUAUAUUGUCUUCGCUGCUUUUGCCUAACACUGCUCAGAUGGACGAAGAUCGUGAAUCCGCCAUUGAUUCGACUGAUGCCAGAUUGACCGUGAUGGGGAUCAUCAGUUUCAUUCCUUACUUUAAUUGGCUGAGUUGGGUAUUUGCAUGGCUUGACACGGGGAACCGGCGAUAUGCUGUCUAUGCUCUUGUAUACAUGGCUCCAUACCUCAGGUCAAAUAUGUCGUUGUCUCCUGAGGAAAGUUGGCUUCCUGUUGCAAGCAUUGUUCUUGGUAUCAUUCACGUGCAGUUGGAAGCAAGUAUCAAAAAUGGAGAUAUCGAGGGAUUUCAGUUAUUCAACAGAGCUUCAGUUUUUCUCUCAUCAAUGAUGAAAAAGAAGGAUAUUAAUUUGGAAGAGCAUGAGGAACUAUUUGAUGAGAAUAGACAAGAAUCAAGGAAUCUACCAUCUGCUGAAGAGCAAUUACGAGAUGAGAUUCAGGAGUGGCGAGUCCCCAAAAAGCCCUCAGAACAUCAUGAACGUCUAAAUGAUGAUUGGGAUGAUGAUCCCAGGAAACUAUAGAAAUCUGCUUGGGUUGCAAUAUAUAACUUUUCAUUGCUUGCAAGUUUUGUUAUUAACCAGCUGCAGACAUUGAUUAUAGUGAUUAUAUGCUUCCAAAAAAAAGAAAUCAUCUUUUUACAUUCUUA
Messenger RNA from Manihot esculenta (cassava), 991 nucleotides. RefSeq lists its product as uncharacterized. Lineage: Eukaryota; Viridiplantae; Streptophyta; Magnoliopsida; Malpighiales; Euphorbiaceae. The record is from RefSeq and is a predicted model, not a curated record. The coding region runs from base 129 to 866 and encodes 245 amino acids. The transcript is spliced from 6 exons.